AUGGAGGAGUUUCACCCCCACAACGAUGAGAUGAUCUUCAAUGCUGAUGAGGCCCACAACAUAGUUAAGGAGUGCAUAGAAAGUGUUUUAGGCAAGGCAGAUUAUAAUCACAACAAAGUCAACCAGUGGACUGCUGCUAUAGUAGAACAGUCACUGACCCAUCUGGUGAAACUUGGGAAAACCUAUAAGUACAUUGUUACCUGUGCGGUGAUGCAAAGGAGUGGAGCUGGUCUCCACACAGCAAGCUCAUGCUUCUGGGAUACCACAACUGAUGGAACCUGCACAGUGAGAUGGGAAAAUCGAACCAUGAACUGCAUUGUCAAUGUGUUUGCUGUUGCUAUUAUCCUGUAG
Cinclus cinclus is the source of this 351-nucleotide messenger RNA. RefSeq names its product dynein light chain Tctex-type 3 (gene DYNLT3). Lineage: Eukaryota; Metazoa; Chordata; Aves; Passeriformes; Cinclidae. Gene Ontology annotation, cellular component: kinetochore; cytoplasm; cytoplasmic dynein complex. Gene Ontology annotation, molecular function: dynein intermediate chain binding. The record is from RefSeq and is a predicted model, not a curated record. Gene Ontology annotation, biological process: microtubule-based movement. The coding region runs from base 1 to 351 and encodes 116 amino acids. The transcript has 5 exons.